This is a messenger RNA of Cordyceps militaris CM01, 423 nucleotides long. RefSeq lists its product as uncharacterized. The coding region runs from base 1 to 423 and encodes 140 amino acids. Lineage: Eukaryota; Fungi; Ascomycota; Sordariomycetes; Hypocreales; Cordycipitaceae. The transcript is spliced from 2 exons. The record is from RefSeq and is a predicted model, not a curated record.
AUGACACUCAAGCGCAAGAGAUCGUCCUCGGAGCUCCCGUCUUCGCCACUCUCCAUCUCUUCCGCCUUUAGCUCGCCACCCAGCAAUGGCCCAUCUCCAUCCAUGAACCUUUUUACCUCUCGCAUGGGGCUCAUCAACCCGUGCCAUCUCAACAGCCGCACCCUCAAGCGCUUCCGCAACAACAGGCCCUCCCAAGAAGAUAUUCAUCAGCGCACGCUACAACUAUUAUAUACCGCACAGCAGCCACAAUACCCGGAUCCGCCGUCGCCGUCUCCCAACGUCGAAGCUCCUCCUGAGGUAGAACCGCUCCAGUCGAGUCACGACAACAAUCAGCAGUCGCUGCAUAGAUUCUGGAAUAUAAAGUCGCAACCGACAGCAGCCCCGGAUACCACCAUUGAGCCGAUGCACAUGGACGAAUCUUGA